UCCAGGCGGAUGAAGCCGAAGCCCCGGUCUUUGUUGACAAAGAUCUCGGAUGCCUUGCCGUACUUUCCGAACAGCUUUUCAAUGUCCUCCUCCGUGACUCCGGUGGGAAGGUUCCCCACAAAAAGCCUGCUGCGCUGGGUGAAGGUUUUCUCCCCGGGCUUCCUGAAAUUUUGCAGGUCCAGAGUCAGGGCCUCGUUAAGGCGGGUGGCGUCGCUGCCGGGGUCCUGGCCGUUAGUGUUCCCCCCUUGUUUCCUCUGGUCGCCCUGCCCGGACUGGCGGUUGGCGCCAUGGUUCUGCUGAGGACCCCUGUUUCCUUGCAUUUUUUUGGGUAAUAGAAUUAAAACACCGAAUCGAGAAAUCGUCUGAAUCUCUUCGCAGAGGCUUGAAAAAUGGCGACUCUACUACGCGAUGAGGGGGGGAAGGACGCUAUUGUGACGUCAAACCAACGCGACGAAUAUUUUUUGAAUGAAUGACGCAAUUAUAUGCGACCGAGGGGGGAAAACGACCGAUUUAUCUGUGCUCUUUAAAGAAAAAUACCUUAAACAUAUUGUUAAAUGUGUAGCAUAAACCGUCUUUCUAUAUAUAUUUUUUCUCGCACCUUUUGUGGCUCUCUCACAAGCCCGGAAACACGUUAUACCAGAGAUGUUCUAAAGAGGAGAUUAGCUGAUACUCGUUUUGCCUAAAAAGUCUUUGAUAACAUUGAUACUGAGAUAUGUAUUCUCAUUAAAGGCAAGACUAAUAACUACAUAACACAAAUAUAUAGAAAUAAUUUAAACCCACGUUUAUAAGCAAUUUCUAGCGGGUUCUUUGUUCAAAGAAGCCAACGUAAAUGUUCAGUCUUAUGGGUAAAAGUGAUGGUUCACUCUACAGAACAUCUCUGAUAGAGCGAGGAUUUCGCGGGUCGUUCUCAAUUUGCGCAGUCAGAAAACAAACAAAUUUGAACAUUUAUAACUUGGUGUUUGGGGCUAACUUUUUGAAGAGGGCCAAGCUAACGACUAUCAUGUUCUCCGAGCUGAGUGCCCCAAGAGACGGCUCCUCUCUCCUGCGCCGCCCGACAGAGGACCAGGACCAGGCCCCAGUGUUCGAGAGGGCUUCCCCGGCCUACAGCCCCCACUCGGAGCGCUUUGGAAUUGGGGCACGGAGCUUCAAUCGUCAGUAUGCUCAUAUUUACGCUGCACGACUCAUGCAGAUGAGACCGGUGCUCGCGGAAAAAGCCCAACAAAAAUGGGGAUCGAAUGUACUCGUCCGUCAACUGUGUGAUCUUCAGACUGGAGAACAGUGUUGUAUUGUGGGAACGUUGUUCAAGCGUAUGGACUUACAGCCAUCCAUCCUUAAGGAGAUCAGUGAGGAUCACAACCUGCUGCCCCAGCCUCCCCGAGUUAAAUUCAUCAGUGACAACGACGUGCUGAUCCUGGAGGACGAGCUUCAGAGAAUCAAACUAGAAGGCAAAAUUGACAUAGCUAAGUGUGUGACAGGUAGCGUCAUUGCAAUAUACGGAGCGGAGAAGAAUGAUGGCAAGUUCACAGUAGAGGACUUCUGCACAGCUGAUCUCCCAAUGCAGACUGCAAGACCCGCACUGAGUGCAGAUAGAUUUGUGCUGUUGGUCUCAGGACUCGGUCUCGGAAGCAGUCAUGCUGACAGCAUGCUUGGGCUACAGCUGCUGGUGGACAUGGUCACGGGUCAGCUCGGGGAACAGGGGGAGCAGAGUGGGGCAGCGACAAUAUCAAGAGUGUUGAUGGUGGGAAACCUCCUAAGUGAGAGCACACAAGACAAAGAUGCCUCGACCAAGGCCAAAUACCUGACCAAGAAGACUCAAGCUGGCAGUGUAGAGGCCAUUCGCUUGUUGGAUGAGCUACUGCUACAGCUUGUGUCAUCAGUCCCAGUGGAUGUGAUGCCCGGCCAGUACGACCCCACCAACUACACGCUGCCUCAACAGCCUUUGCACCGCUGCAUGUUCCCUCUGUCUUCAGUCUACCCCACUCUAAAGUUGUCCUCCAACCCAUACCAGGCCACUGUGGAUGGAGUGAGAUUUCUUGGAACCUCAGGUCAGAAUGUCAGCAACAUUAUGCAGUACAGCAGCAUGAACAGUCACCUGGAGAUUCUAGAGGAAACACUACGAUUGCGCCACCUCGCUCCAACAGCCCCAGAUACCCUCGGUUGUUACCCAUUUUACAUGAAAGAUCCGUUCAUCUUGGAAGAGUGUCCCCAUGUUUACUUCAGCGGGAACGCCCCUUCCUUCGAGUCAAAGCUUCUUUCAGGUCCUGAUGGCCAGGAAGUCCUCUUGGUCACCAUCCCAAAGUUCAGCAGCACCCAAACAGCAUGCUUUGUCAACUUACGCACUCUUGAAUGUGAGCCAGUCAGCUUCUCCGCCUUUUCUGCAGGCGACGAUGGCGAGAGCGAGAUGAAUGUCAGCCACUGAGGGUCCAUAAUAACUUUUAACAUAAUGCCCACAUAUGUAUAGUAUUAUGAGAGGUUUACUUGGUAACAUAACAUAUUUCAGGUUAUUAAAAUUGGCCUACAUUUGAAACUAAUUUCCUCACACAUGAAGAAACACUGUCAGACUUCAUUUCAUAUAAAGUAUAUUUUUCAUGGGUGAAAACGGAGUAAAGAGUUACAUGUGGUGUAAAAACAAAUCUU
Messenger RNA from Entelurus aequoreus (snake pipefish), 2637 nucleotides. RefSeq names its product polymerase (DNA directed), delta 2, regulatory subunit (gene pold2). Gene Ontology annotation, biological process: DNA strand elongation involved in DNA replication; DNA replication. Gene Ontology annotation, molecular function: DNA binding. Bases 830 to 2419 code for a protein of 529 amino acids. The record is from RefSeq and is a predicted model, not a curated record. The transcript is spliced from 11 exons. Lineage: Eukaryota; Metazoa; Chordata; Actinopteri; Syngnathiformes; Syngnathidae. Gene Ontology annotation, cellular component: delta DNA polymerase complex.